Metarhizium robertsii ARSEF 23 is the source of this 825-nucleotide messenger RNA. RefSeq lists its product as uncharacterized. The transcript has 2 exons. NCBI's taxonomy places the organism in Eukaryota, Fungi, Ascomycota, Sordariomycetes, Hypocreales, Clavicipitaceae. The coding region runs from base 1 to 825 and encodes 274 amino acids. Gene Ontology annotation, molecular function: snoRNA binding. The record is from RefSeq and is a predicted model, not a curated record. Gene Ontology annotation, biological process: rRNA processing.
AUGCCCGUCGAAACGCGUAAGCGAAAGGCCAUGGCCCAAGCAGCCAUUCAGAGUGCCCAACCUGCGCCCUCGCCGCCCACAAGCACCACCAAACGACAGAGGAAGCUGCCCGUGCGGUCAAAGGACGACGUUCCAGAGCAAAAGCCAGAGGCACCCACGGCGGCGAGCAAGAGGAGCAACGUCAUCACGUUUGACGACGACGGCAAUGCAGACCGGGAACCAGCCGUUCCCGCUAAGCCCGUCGAGGCCUCAAAACCAGCCCAGCAGGAGGAAGAAAGCGAUGGUGAUGAGGCUCCCGAGGCAGUGUCCACCGCCACGGUGGCAGUUGAGAUGAAAAAGUCUGCGCAGGCGGAGAAGAAAGCUGCUCGAGAGCAAGCAGCCGCUGAAAAGCAGAAGCGGCAGCAACGAGAUGCCCUAUUCAAGCAGCAAGCUUCACAGCGAAAGGCUGAAACUCGGACUGAAAAAGUCCCAGCACCAAUCCAAGAAGUUUCUGCCAGGAAAUUGUCUGGAAAGAUGGUUAUCCCUAGUGUCCUACCUGCCGAGUUCCUGACAGACUCGGACAGCGAGGAGGAAGAUGAUGCAGAGUCCUCACUUGGACAAGACUUGCCCCGCAAGAGAACGGUUUCGGGCGUUGAGAAGCGGAUGUCGAGAGAUGGAAGGGGUCCUCGCGACGAAGUCAUUGGGUCUACGGUGUAUAGAAUCUCCAAGAAGGUCGACGGGAGGCUGGCGCCCAAGGCGAGGAAGUAUUCGAAAAGUAGCAAGGACAUUCUGCUAAAGAGGGGGAGAGCGCCUGUUCAGGGGCGAUCUGGGUUCUUCAAGAAAUAA